CUUGUCCUGUUUUUAUUUUCAUGACCUCAGUACUAUUGCCUUUGAACACGGGAGCCCUGAUGCCUGCCAUCGGGCUCGGCACUUGGUCGCCUGACGAUAGAUCUCAAAUUCGCGAAUGCGUCGAAUAUGCUAUCCUGGAAGCCGGUUACAGACACAUCGACACGGCCUACCUGUAUGGAUGCGAAGAUCAGGUUGGACAGGCUGUCAGAAAUGCUAUUGCCACUGGAAAAGUGACCCGUGAGGAAUUGUUCAUCACGACAAAAGUCUGGCCUACAUUCCAUAAACACAUGGAGGAUGGCCUGGAUUUGUCGCUCAAGGCUUCCGGCCUGGAUUAUUUCGACUUGGUGCUGGUUCAUUGGCCAAUUCCCUUUAAGUGCGACAGUGACGAUGGAAAACCCUUCUGGCCAAAGAAUAAGGAUGGCUAUAUUGCGAGGGAUAUGUCUAGCGACCACAUCACGAUGUAUCAACAGUUGGAGAAGUGCUUAGAGAAUGGUAAAGCUAAGGCUAUUGGAGUUUCGAAUUACUCAAUUCCAAAACUUGAAAGCUUGUUGAAAGUAUGCAAAUAUGUUCCAGCAGUCAACCAGUGCGAACUUCAUCCACUACUUCCACGUCGCGAUCUUUGCGAUUUCUGCACUUCCAGAGGUAUAGUCAUGACCUCUUACUUUCCUUUCGGCGGUAACGGAGCUCCAAUUUUGAAGAAUGAGGCUAUUGCAGAAAUCGCUAAAAAGUACUCAGUGAGUUCGAGUACAAUUUUAUUGAGCUACCACGUCAACAUGGGUGUGUCUGUCGUUCCCAAAUCGUUUAAGCCACACAGAAUCAAGUUGAAUGGAAAAAUUGUCUACCUCCAGAAGGAAGACCUAGAGAAGCUCAUGGAGAUUGGCAGAGAAAAGCCUCACAGGUUCAACAAUCUUAAUUUUGAUGUUGAUCUGGAGUUCGGUAAAGAGGAUUGGUAAUACUUUUCAUAAGUAAUGAAAUAGGACCAAUUUUACCCAAGUUUUUGUUGAAGCACAAAAACUUCUGUUUUAAUUUCUUGGCAUCUUCAGCCACAAAGUUUGCCAAGAAAGCAAUAAUAAAGCACAUGGUGUCUACGAUUCUCGAUUAUGUUUUCGCCUCUAAGCUAAUACUGAACAGGUGAGAUGUACCAAAGCAAGAAGUUGGAUUUUGAUAAGCUGUGAAAAUGCUCUAUUCAACCAGCUUUAAAUUAUAUCUCGUUGAUCAAAACGACAUAUUUCAGCCGACUUCCCUCCAUGGUUAAUAAAAGCUAAUUAGGAACGUGGGCUGCCAAGACCUCAGCUCAGCCGAGAACCUCUAAGUAUAAAUU
Ogataea polymorpha is the source of this 1321-nucleotide messenger RNA. RefSeq lists its product as uncharacterized. The record is from RefSeq and is a predicted model, not a curated record. Gene Ontology annotation, cellular component: cytosol. Bases 21 to 953 code for a protein of 310 amino acids. NCBI's taxonomy places the organism in Eukaryota, Fungi, Ascomycota, Pichiomycetes, Pichiales, Pichiaceae. The transcript has a single exon. Gene Ontology annotation, molecular function: D-arabinose 1-dehydrogenase [NAD(P)+] activity; aldose reductase (NADPH) activity.